Molecule: messenger RNA, 2093 nt
Organism: Polistes canadensis
Lineage: Eukaryota; Metazoa; Arthropoda; Insecta; Hymenoptera; Vespidae
Product: leukotriene A-4 hydrolase
Exons: 10
Coding region: 187-2031 (614 amino acids)
Biological process (GO): peptide catabolic process; proteolysis
Cellular component (GO): cytosol
Molecular function (GO): zinc ion binding; epoxide hydrolase activity; aminopeptidase activity
Source: RefSeq, a predicted model, not a curated record
UUCUGUGUACUUCUGUAUUCUUUGAUAUAACUUGCUUUGUGAUUAUAAUUACAAUUUUUCAGAUUUAUUUGUUACAUUGUGCGCAUGUCAGUUAAAAAGAAUCCUUUACUUGUAACAUUGUCAUUGUGAUUUAUUAAAAAACUGUUACAAUAUUUGUUCAUAAUUGAAAAUACCUAAAUAUAUACAAUGGCCUUAAGUAAAAAUGAUCCAAAUUCAUAUGCUAGACCAGAUUUUUCCGUUAUAACUCAUAUUGAUUUAGAGUUGAAUGUUGAUUUUGAAAAAAAAGUUUUGUCAGGUAAAGCAAUUCUAAACGUACUUAAAACUGGCGAUACAAAUGAGUUGAUUUUGGAUAAUCGUGAUCUUAAUAUAUUAUCAGUUAAAAAUGUUGAUAAUAAAGUUAAUCUGAGUUAUAAAAUAGAUAGCAAAAUUGAAUAUGGUUCUAGAUUUGUUAUUUGUUUACCAAAACAUGUAUGUUCACUUGAUGAUGAUGAUAAAAGAUAUACAAUUGAAAUUAAUUAUGAAACGGCACCAAAUGCAACUGCUUUACAAUGGUUGACACCAGAACAAACAGCUGGAGGAAAACAUCCUUACUUAUUUUCUCAAUGCGAGGCUUUACACGCUAGAUCUAUAGUUCCUUGUCAAGAUACACCAUCUGUCAAAUUCACCUAUUCCGCUCAGAUAACAGCACCAAAGGAGAUGACGGUUUUAAUGUCUGCUUUAUCAGGCGGACAAGAAGAGACAGAAAAAACAAAAGUGUAUACAUUUUGUCAAUCUAUUCCAAUACCAUCAUACUUAAUAGCUAUUGCAGUAGGUGUAUUGGCAUCUAAAAAGAUCGGCCCUAGAACUACUGUCUGGGCUGAGCAAGAAUAUAUAGAGCAAAGUGCGUAUGAGUUCGCUGAGACUGAGACUAUGCUAAAAACUGCUGAAGAUAUAUGUGGUCGUUAUGUGUGGGGCGUGUAUGACUUGUUAGUGCUCCCACCAAGCUUUCCAUUAGGUGGAAUGGAAAAUCCAUGUUUAACAUUUGUAACACCAACCCUUCUUGCUGGAGACCGUUCUCUAGCUAAUGUAGUAGCUCAUGAAAUUUCACAUAGCUGGACUGGUAAUUUAGUAACAAAUGCAAACUUUGAACAUUUUUGGUUGAAUGAAGGCUUCACUAUGUUCGUUGAGAGAAAGAUAAAUGGAAGGAUGUUUGGUGAAAAAUACCGAGAAUUUAGCGCAUUAAUUGAACUUCAAUCUUUGGAAGAAUCUAUUGAAACAUUUGGAAAAACGAAUCAGUUAACAAAGUUAGUUCCCAGCUUAGAAGGAAUUAAUCCUGAUGAUACAUUUUCUAUCAUACCUUAUGAAAAAGGUCAUACAUUUUUAUAUUAUUUAGAGCAACUAUUGGGUGGUCCAGAUGUAUUUGAACCUUUUCUAAAAUCAUAUUUAGUUGCUUUUCAAUAUAAAAGUUUAGUUACUAAUGACUGGAAGGAGUAUCUAUACCAAUAUUUUUCAGAUAAAACUGAGUUGUUAAAUUCAGUGGAUUGGAAUGCGUGGCUUAAUACACCAGGUAUGCCACCGAUCAUACCAAAUUAUGAUAAAAGUUUAGCUGCUGCCUGCACUGAAUUAGCACAAAAAUGGAUUACAUGGGAUGAAAAUAGUACAACACCUUUUAACAUAAAAGACUUACAAGAUUUUACUCCAAUGCAAAAGAAAACAUUUAUAGCUGAUUUACAUGCAUCAUCCACUGUUUUGUCAGUGAAAAAACUUGAAGCUAUGCAAAGUGUAUAUGAUCUUGAUUCUAUUAAGAAUUCUGAAAUAAGAGUUUUUUGGUUGCGUUUAUGCAUAAAAAGUCGCUGGGCAUCAAAAGUACCAGACGCUUUAAAAUUUGCAACUGAAAUGGGACGAUUGAAAUUUGUUCGUCCAAUAUUCCGUGAUCUUUACAACUGGGAGGAAAUGCGUCAGACUGCAAUUGAUGCAUAUUUAAAAAAUAAAAAUAAAAUGAGCUAUAUUACUGCUCAUAUGUUAGCUAAAGAUCUUCAUCUUAGCGAAUGAAAAAUUGUGUCAUUUUAUCAAUAUUGUAUUUUUGUAAUAAAUAAUUUUCUUUUCAUACUAGA